AGCUAGCGCUGUUCGUCGCCAUUCCUCUAUCUCCCUUGAGCCUAAACAUGGCCGCUGCCGAUCUCAAGCUCGCUGCCUGCUUGUGCCUCCUCGCCGUGGCAUCGCUCCCGAUGCUCGCCAUCGCCGAGUGCGAGUGCACGGCCUCCGGCGAUGAGGACAGCGACAAGGGGAGGGCGCUCACGCUCAAGAUAAUCGCCAUCUUCUCCAUCCUAGUCGCCAGCUCCGUGGGCUGUGCGAUCCCCUCGCUCGGGCGGAGGUUCCCCGCUCUCCGCCCGGAAUCCGACCUCUUCAUCGCCGUGAAGGCCUUCGCCGCCGGCGUUAUUCUCGCCACGGCCUUCGUGCACAUCCUCCCGGACGCCUUCGAGAAGCUCGGCUCGCCGUGCCUCGUCGACGGGCCCUGGCAGAAGUUCCCGUUCGCGGGCCUCGUCGCCAUGCUUGCCGCCAUCGCCACUCUGGUCGUCGACACCAUCGCCACGGGCUACUUCCAGCGCGCGCACGCCAAGAGCACUGCGGCCGUCGGAGACCUGGAGACUCCAGACCACGCGCACCAUGGCCAUGGCCACAGCCACGGGAUGCCUGCCUUGAUCGCGUCGUCGUCAUCGACUUCGAACACCGACGAGGGCGCGAAGCUGAUCAUACGCCACCGCGUCAUUUCACAGGUGCUGGAGCUGGGGAUCAUUGUGCAUUCGGUGAUCAUCGGAAUGUCUUUAGGUGCAUCUGAGAGUCCCAGCACGAUCAGACCGCUCUUGGCUGCGUUAACAUUUCAUCAGUUCUUCGAAGGGAUAGGGCUUGGAGGAUGCAUUGUGCAGGCCAGAUUCCGCCUCAGGUCUGUCGUGACAAUGGCGCUCUUCUUCUCGCUCACCACGCCUGUUGGAGUAGCGAUCGGCAUCGGCAUCUCUUCGGCUUACAACGAGAACAGCCCCAGUGCCCUGAUCACCGAAGGGGUCCUCACCGCGGCCGCCGCUGGUAUCCUGAACUACAUGGCCCUCGUCGACCUUCUUGCCGAAGACUUCAUGAACCCUAGGGUGCAGAACAAUUGGAAGCUGCAGGUCAUCCUCAGUGUCGCGUUGCUGCUUGGGACGGCGCUGAUGUCCAUGCUAGCCAUCUGGGCGUGAACACUCGUGAGCGGCGGCAGAAUAGAGGGACGAGAGAGUCGUCGGCUCGCUUCCCUCUUGAUAUUCUUCUUGUGGGUAAAUAUUUACUGCUUCACGAUUUCUCACUUGCGUUGUUUAUUUCAUUCUUUCUUGAAAGGUUGAUUUGUAUUGUUUGUAAAAUAUGAAGUACAUAUAUAUAAAUUGUACGUAAUAAAAGCUCUGGGCUGAACCAUAACAACGAACCCAGUUUGUUCA
Molecule: messenger RNA, 1349 nt
Organism: Panicum hallii
Lineage: Eukaryota; Viridiplantae; Streptophyta; Magnoliopsida; Poales; Poaceae
Product: zinc transporter 9-like
Exons: 3
Coding region: 48-1115 (355 amino acids)
Biological process (GO): zinc ion transmembrane transport
Cellular component (GO): plasma membrane
Molecular function (GO): zinc ion transmembrane transporter activity
Source: RefSeq, a predicted model, not a curated record